AUGUCGCUCUCAGCCCUUCCCCCCGAGCUGAUUGUCAAUAUUCUCCUCGCCCUCGACUGGAGAGAUCUGCUGCGCUGCAAAAGGAUUAAUCGCUACUUCAACUCUGUCACAGAGGACACCCUCUUGCAGUACAAACUCGAACUUGCAAUCGCUGGUAUUGAAGACGGUCCCCCGAGCUCCUUGGGACCUUCGGAACGCCUUAAAAAACUAAGAGCGCAUCAAGAAGCAUGGCUAACAUUACAGUACAGUAGUCAAAAGGCCGUCCCCAUGUUGCAGGGAAAAGUAUGGGAACUAUAUGGCGGCGUCCUGUCUCAGGCACGACGUGCCGAUGUCCUCUCUUUUCGACGGCUUCCCUCUGCAUUGAGAGGAAUUGAUGAGCAUGAAUGGGCCGUGCAAGUGGAUUUCCCCAUUCGCGACUUCGGAAUAGAUCCUUCACAGGAUCUCCUCGUUGCUCUUGAGCAGCCACAACCAUUUAGUGAGACCAUUCAUGUCCAUUUGCGUACGCUCUCCACCGGCACACCCCAUCCCGCUGGGCCCAGUACCGCCCUAUUGGUGCACACUACAAACAGCUCUGACCAUUACGCCAUCCAGAUCUCAGGGGACUUCCUGGGUAUCCUCUUCAUUGGCCACGAGCAGUUCCCUGAUGAUUGCUUGAUAUGGAAUUGGAAAACGGGUACACUAUUACAGUGGAUUACUGGCAGAGAAAUAGGGUCCAUCUCUUUUCUGUCAGAUCGCCAUAUUAUUCUUGGAGUCAUCGAUCGUUUGAGCAACAAUACGCGGCAGACCGUGGCGUCAGAGCCAGAACUUGUGGUCAUUGAUUUCCUGCAACCUCACCCAGAGAAAAUCGACAUCUGGGAUAUGGCUUUCGCGUGCACAUUUCAUUAUCCCCGCCUGGCUCCCCGGGCACUUCCCCUUGCCUUCUCGAUCCGUUCCGAUCCGGCGCCGUUAUGGCCAAGUCGUGAUUCCCAAGUCCCCUUCUACACUGCACGAACCGACAGAUUGCUUGUGCUCACGUUUUGGGUAGCGGAGGCCGAUCAAAUCCGCACGAUCUUGCUCUUCACGUUGGCGUCCACUAUCCUCUCGCAUGUCAACGCGGUGCAAGACAUGGCGCGGCAGCGAUUCUCUUGGGAACAAUGGGGUCCUGAAGGGUCGUGUAUGAUGUCCAAUCUAUUUGGGCAUUCUUCGGUCUGGGUUUGCUACGUCUUUGGAACAAGGUUUGUAGCACGCGGAGGACCGCGAGAAAUCAAGGUAUAUGACUUCAAUGUAUUGCCCUAUGAGCGACGUAUGGCGCAAUCGGACGUUAAAGGAAGAGGGGACGGCAAGAGGAAAGCGUGUGUAUUCCGAGAAGGGGAGACCUUCGAGGGCGAAGUAGCAACGGCGCUGCCGUACCAUAUGCGAUCGCUGUCCGUGGAAGAAGACUUUGAGGCUGUGAUGGUGAGCGAAGAUUCGCUGAUCACCUUGACAAGUCUGGGCCGUGGCCGCAAGUACCGGAUAUUCACGUUCUGA
Fibroporia radiculosa is the source of this 1506-nucleotide messenger RNA. RefSeq lists its product as uncharacterized. The transcript has 5 exons. Gene Ontology annotation, molecular function: protein binding. NCBI's taxonomy places the organism in Eukaryota, Fungi, Basidiomycota, Agaricomycetes, Polyporales, Fibroporiaceae. The record is from RefSeq and is a predicted model, not a curated record. The coding region runs from base 1 to 1506 and encodes 501 amino acids.